Molecule: messenger RNA, 1982 nt
Organism: Pseudovirgaria hyperparasitica
Lineage: Eukaryota; Fungi; Ascomycota; Dothideomycetes; Acrospermales; Acrospermaceae
Product: alcohol oxidase
Exons: 3
Coding region: 215-1846 (543 amino acids)
Molecular function (GO): flavin adenine dinucleotide binding; oxidoreductase activity, acting on CH-OH group of donors
Source: RefSeq, a predicted model, not a curated record
UGGAUUGGUUAGGUAAGAGAUCAAUCCCGAACUCGUCGGCCUCAGAGUUUUCAUCCCUCGUCUUCUCAAUGUAACCUGCUAUAAAGUCCCCAUAUUUGCUAAUUGAAUCGCUUCUCCCCUUUACUCUGUCUGCCCUGCCCAUUGCAAACUCCCUUCUCCUCGUGGUUCUCGUGCUGCUCGUGCUGGCGGAACCCCUCGCCUGAAACAUACCACCAUGGCCACCACUACUCACAUUGCCGCUUCCGACGUGAACGAAUAUGACUUUAUUAUUGUAGGAGGCGGCACCGCCGGCUGCGUUGUGGCAAGCCGUCUGUCCGAGUAUAUGCCCCAGAAGAAAGUCCUGUUGAUUGAGGCUGGUCCCAGCGACUAUAUGGACGAUCGUGUUCUGCUGUUGAAGGAUUGGCUCAAUCUGCUUGGCGGAGAGCUGGACUACGACUAUCCCACCACCGAACAGCCCAUGGGCAAUUCGCACAUCCGGCAUUCCAGAGCAAAAGUCCUGGGUGGCUGCUCCUCGCAUAACACGCUCAUCUCCUUCCGGCCGUUCGAGUACGACUGCAAGCGGUGGGAAGCCCAGGGUUGCACGGGCUGGAGCUUCAAGAACUUCACUCGUCUCCUCGACAAUCUCCGCAACACCAUCCAGCCCGUCCAUGAGCGCCAUCGCAACCAGCUCUGCAGAGACUGGGUCGAGUCUUGCUCGUCUGCACUUGACAUCCCCGUGAUCCACGACUUCAAUCACCAGAUCAGAAAUACCGGCUCGCUAAAGCAGGGCGUCGGUUUCUUCUCCGUCUCUUACAACCCCGACGAUGGUCGACGUAGCAGUGCCAGUGUCGCCUAUAUCCAUCCCAUUCUGCGUGGCUCCGAGAGGCGUCCAAACCUGACCAUCCUGACCAACGCAUGGGUCUCAAAGGUAAAUGUCCAGGGCGACAAAGCCACAGGUGUAGACGUAGCCCUUCAAAACGGCGAGAAGUACACUCUGAAAGCCAAAGCCGAAACCGUGCUGUGUGCCGGAGCCGUCGACACGCCCCGUCUGAUGCUGCUGUCUGGUCUCGGCCCCAAGCAGCAACUCGAGCAGCUCAGCAUCCCCGUCGUUAAAGACAUCCCCGGUGUCGGCGAGAACCUGCUCGACCACCCGGAGACCAUCAUCCUCUGGGAGCUGAACAAGCCCGUGCCCGCAAACCAGACCACCAUGGACUCCGACGCCGGCAUCUUCCUCCGCCGCGAGCCCGCAAACGCCGCCGGCGACGACGGCGACAUUGCCGACGUCAUGAUGCACUGCUAUCAAAUCCCCUUCUGCCUAAACACGGCAAGACUCGGCUACGACUCCCCCAUCGACGCAUUCUGCAUGACGCCCAACAUCCCCCGCCCCCGCUCCCGCGGCAGACUCUACCUCACCUCCUCCGACCCCACCACCAAGCCCGCGCUCGACUUCCGCUACUUCACCGACCCAGAAGGCUACGACGCCGCAACCAUCGUAGCCGGCUUCAAAGCCGCCCGCAAAGUCGCCGCCCAAGAGCCCUUCAAAUCCUGGCUCAAGCGCGAGGUCGCGCCCGGUCCAGACGUACAGUCGGACGAGCAGCUCUCCGAGUACGGGCGGCGCGUCGCACACACCGUCUACCACCCGGCCGGCACGACGAAGAUGGGCAAUGUGCAGGCGGAUGGGAAGGUGGUGGUGGAUGCGCAGUUGAGGGUGCGGGGCCUCGCGGGCCUGCGUGUUGCGGAUGCGGGCGUGUUUCCGGAUAUGCCGACUAUUAAUCCUAUGCUUACUGUGCUGGCGGUUGGUGAGCGGGCGGCGGAGUUGAUUGCGGAGACGUGGGGGUGGAAGGGCAUGCAGAGGGAGCGGUUGUAGAUAUAUAUGUAUGUGAUGUGACGGGACGGGACGGGACGGCACAGCACGGCACGCGGCGAUGAUAUAAGGUAUGUUCUGGGUGAACGGUUUGUAUCAGCAAUGUUUUUCUAUGUUACAAGUGGUUUUGGCUAGAACG